This is a messenger RNA of Pedinophyceae sp. YPF-701, 981 nucleotides long. The record is from the annotation of a GenBank genome assembly. NCBI's taxonomy places the organism in Eukaryota, Viridiplantae, Chlorophyta, Pedinophyceae.
AUGGACCUGCUCGCGGGAUACGGGUCGGGCUCGGAGGCAUCAGAGCAGUCCGAGGGCCGUGCUGACGAUAGGAUCCCCCGGGAGCCCGCAGCGCAAGAGGCCGCAACCCAGGCCCCGUCGUCGUCCGCCCUUCCUCCGAGCGCUUCCGGGGGGCUGUUCGCCUCGCUGCCCAAGCCAGGAGGUGCCUCGAACGACGGGAAAUCCGCGGGGCUGCUCGCCAGCCUGCCCAAGCCCGGCGCUGGGGCGCGGAAGCGGGUCCUGAGGCUGCCGUUGAAGCCCCAGGCGCCCAGCGACAGCGAGAGCGACGAGGAGGGCGCGCCCGCCGCCCAGGCCGCCGCCCCGCAGCCGCAAACCGCGGCGGGGUUCCUGAACGCGCUUCCGGCCCCGAAGUUCGCGCGCGCUGCCGGGUCGUUCGGGGGCGCCAGCGCAGGCACGCGCGGCGGCGAGGCGGCUGAGCGCGACGGCAACGGCGCGCAGACGCAAGAAGCGUUCCCGGAGAGCAACGACAUGUACCGUGUGGACGACUCCGGUGCGUGGCAGCACGCCGCGCCCGCCGCGCCGCACGACGCCUACGCUGCGGCGGGGCCCUCCGCGCAACGUCCCGCCGCCGGGGAGCCCGCGGCAGGGCUUGACCCGGAGCUCGAGAAGGCGCUCGAGGAGGCGGGGCGGGGCGACCGCAAGCGGAUCUACGAGGAGAUGAUGCGCGGGACGGCGGUGAAGGAGGUGACGGGGCACGCGGUGCUGGCCAGCGCGCCGGGCGGGGGCGCCAACUCCAUGGCCACGCUGCGGGACGUGAUGGGGACGGACUACCACAAGAAGGUGCGCGUGGAGGCGGGGGAGGCGCCGACGAAGAUGGAGAAGCGGAAGCACCAAAUUCGGUCGUUGUAUCACUCCGCAAAGAUGGCCGAGCUGGAGAUGCUGGACCAGUCGGCGGGGGGCGCGGCGAAGAAGGCGACGACGGCGCGCAAGUACGGCUGGUAG